Molecule: messenger RNA, 2846 nt
Organism: Salvelinus sp. IW2-2015
Lineage: Eukaryota; Metazoa; Chordata; Actinopteri; Salmoniformes; Salmonidae
Product: netrin-1
Biological process (GO): substrate adhesion-dependent cell spreading; tissue development; animal organ morphogenesis
Cellular component (GO): basement membrane
Molecular function (GO): protein binding
Source: RefSeq, a predicted model, not a curated record
ACGUCAGGACGGGACGCCCCCUUGCUGAGGCGGGCUGCAGCGAGUUGGAUCCCCACUCCAUGCGCACAGCACAGGGCGACCGGAUAACUGUCCACUUGUUGCGCCCCUAUAUUGAUUAAGACCGCAUGAGCCGCCACGAGCGAAGGGAGAUCAAACAUUGAGACGCACAUGGCUCGAUGACAUGAUGUUCCUGCCCUUCUCCCCUCUCCCCUCCUUGGCUCUCCCUUUUCUCCUCACUUUCCUCCCUCCUUCCCUCCUUUCCCCUUCCCUCUCUCAUUCCCCUCUGAGCUGGACCUCACCCCAUGACCCCUGCUACCACUUGGAUGGGCGUCCGCGACACUGCCUGUCGGAAUUCAUCAAUGCCGCCCACGGUGUCCCUGUCAGUACCGCCCACUCCCUUCGAGGACCCCCCGACCAGAAAGCUGUUAACGUCAGCUCCCUCACAGACCUCCACAACCCCCACAACUUGACCUGCUGGACGGCCCAGGCAGGAGGCCUCGACGGCGGGGACUGGGUCCUCACCCUUCCCCUGGGCCGACGCUUCGAGGUCACCUACAUCAGCCUGCAGUUCUGCCAGCAGGGGGAGCCGUCAGACCCCGUCUCCUUAUCCGUGCUCAAGUCCAUGGACCACGGGCGCACCUGGAGGCCCAUGCAGCACUACUCCAGCGACUGCCCCGGGAAGUUUGGGCUCCAGGCCCAGACGGUAGCCCAGACCAGGCACCAGGAGACGGAGCCUCUGUGCUCAGACCCCCGGCCCCUGCAGAGGCACCGGGGAGGCAUGUUGCUGGCCUUCUCCACCCUAGAUGGAAGACCCUCCUCUCCAGACUUUGACUACAGCCCCACCCUGCAGGACUGGGUGACGGCCACGGACAUACGGUUAGUGUUCCACGAGGUGACCCAGUCCCAGCAGACCAAGGUGGGGAGUUCGGAGGGGAAAAGUGGUGAGGUCGGUUGGGGGGAGGGAGCGGGUGGGGGGGUUCUGAGGUGGAGGGCAGGGUCGAAGAACGAGGCUGUGGUGGGACAGGUGGAUAAGGUGAAUGGGGACAACAAUAAAUGGGGGUUUGUGGAGAAGGAGAGAAGAAAGACAGAAAAACGAAGGAGGAACGGAGGAGGAUACAACAAAGGGUCGGGGGAUCGGGGAGAGGACGGACACAACGUGACCCGGAAGGAGGCAGAAGGAGACACUAUGGAAAUAGACAUCUCCAAAAGAAGAAACGGAAAAGGAAAAGGGCGUGGCCGCGAGAGGGAGGGGGGCCACCAUUGGAGUCCGUGUCAGGAAGGCAGCAUCUGUGAUUGGACAAUCGACAGCAAGCAGGGGAGAAUCAACAAGGGGCGGGAACUUCGGAGGAGGAGGAACAACCAACAGAACUCUAAAGUGAGAGCGAAUCGGAAUCUUGAGCUGGCUCCUCCCUCUCCAUUGAUCUCUGCCCCCCCUGUCCGGCCYGCUCUGGCCCUUUCCGACCUGCAGGUGGGGGGCAGGUGUAAGUGUAACGGACAUGCCUCUCGGUGUCGUCGUGAUGAUGCGGGCCGGGCGGUGUGUGUGUGUGAGCACCACACAGCAGGGGCGGACUGCGAUGUUUGUGAGGACUACUACUACGACAGGCCCUGGCAACGAGCCACGCCUAGUCAGCCACAACCGUGCRUCUUGUGUGAGUGUAACGGCCACUCCUCUAAGUGUCGGUUCAGCAUGGAGGUGUUCCAGCAGUCGGGCCGGCGCAGCGGGGGGGUAUGUCUGAAGUGUCGGCAUCACACAGCGGGGCGCCACUGCCAGUACUGCCAGAACGGAUACACCCGAGACCACAGCAAGCCCCCCACCCAUCGCAAGACCUGCCAACCAUGUCAGUGUCACCCUAUGGGUGCUGUGGGUCUCUGGUGUAACCAGACAUCGGGACAGUGUCUGUGUCGGGAUGGCGUGAUGGGACUGAGAUGCAACCGCUGCGCCCCUGGUUACAAACAGGGGCACUCCCCACUCCGCCCCUGCAUCCGAAUCCAGGAGUUGCCAACCCCCACCACACCUAGAACUGGUGGCCUGGAGACGUACUGUCUAAAGGACUAUGUGCUGAAGCUGCAGGUCAGAGGGAUGGAGCGUUCRGGCCCCUGGUGGCAGUUUUCUAUCUGGAUUCAGACUGUGUUCCGUACAGGGUCUUCCUCCAGCGUGCGUAGGGGCCCGCAGGCCCUGUGGGUUCCCGACCGCGACCUGGGCUGUGGCUGCCCCACMCUCCAGGUGGGCCGCACCUUCCUGCUGAUUGGGGCCAAGGAGGGGGGCCGGGGCCCCGAGGAGAGACGACUGGUGGCCGAUAGAUCCACACUGGCCCUCCAGUGGAGGGAGCACUGGAACCCCAAACUGAGAGGGUUCAGGGGGCAGGACAAGAGGGGCCGCUGCCCCACGGGUGGGGACCCCCACAGGGGCCACUUGAAGCACCAUCACUCAGAGUAUACACCACCUCACCUAGUGGUUGAGAAAGAGACAGUGGUUGAGGUGCACCCUGAACAUACAAACCCACACACACAUUCACAUCCACACACACCCUCAGAAUCCAUGAAAGACAUGGAAGAGGAGGCAGAGCACUCUGUGGCGCUGGACACACACACUCACACACAGUCCUCCUCACAUCACAGACCUGAGACCCCACAGGAACAGCAACAGGAACAGACUCCGUCUCCCUCCACGCCCAUUCUCAUGUGUUCCACCCCUGUCUGAAACACAGGAGGAAGAAGAGAGCGAAAGAACAAGGGGUGAAGAGAAGAAUAAAUCUGGCCAAAAUGGUCUUAAUCUUCACCUGGCACAGCCAGAAGAGGACUGGCCACCUCUCAGAGCCUGGUUCCUGCCUUUCUAGGGAGUUUUC